This is a messenger RNA of Gopherus evgoodei (Goodes thornscrub tortoise), 3056 nucleotides long. RefSeq names its product phosphofructokinase, platelet (gene PFKP). Lineage: Eukaryota; Metazoa; Chordata; Testudines; Testudinidae. The record is from RefSeq and is a predicted model, not a curated record. Gene Ontology annotation, cellular component: cytoplasm; membrane; 6-phosphofructokinase complex. Gene Ontology annotation, molecular function: AMP binding; monosaccharide binding; identical protein binding. Gene Ontology annotation, biological process: canonical glycolysis; fructose 1,6-bisphosphate metabolic process; fructose 6-phosphate metabolic process.
GCGGUGCACGUGCUCUCAUUGGCUUCUCGCCCUGCCCCUCAGAGGGCGGAGCCGCACGGGGUGGAGAGAGGCACGGGAAGGCUGGAGCGGGAGCAGUAGCGGUGGCUGGAGUGGAGAGCGAAGGCUGCGCUUCUCGUGCUUUCCUCCCACGGGUUUUAUGCCGUAGCGUUUCUGUUCCGGGUUCCGUCCCCAGGGCUGCCAGGGACUCCCUCCGGCGCCGCCCAGGGAGCUCGCUCGCUCCCUCCCUCCAUCCCCCAGCCGGCCGGCAGCUCGCUCGCUCCCCUCCCAGCACCAUGGCGGAGCUGCCGGCGGAUAAGAAGUUCUUCGAGAAUCUCUCGGGCGCAGGGAAAGCCAUCGGGGUGCUGACCAGCGGCGGGGAUGCGCAAGGUAUGAAUGCUGCAGUACGUGCGGUAGUGCGUAUGGGAAUCUACGUAGAAGCUAAAGUGUAUUUUAUCUAUGAGGGUUACCAAGGUAUGGUUGAUGGAGGUGACAACAUUGUUGAAGUGUCAUGGGAAAGUGUUUCAAGCAUCUUGCAAGUGGGAGGGACAGUUAUUGGUAGUGCACGCUGCAAAGAAUUUCGUACCCGGGAAGGCCGUUUGAAGGCAGCUUUCAACUUGAUUCAGCGUGGAAUCACUAACCUUUGUGUGAUUGGUGGUGAUGGUAGUUUAACAGGCGCUAAUCUCUUUCGUGAAGAAUGGAGUGGACUUCUAGAGGAACUGGCACAAAGUGGCAAGAUUGAAGAAGAAGCUGUGAAGAAAUAUGUUUACCUCAACAUUGUGGGGAUGGUUGGAUCCAUAGAUAAUGACUUCUGUGGCACGGAUAUGACCAUUGGUACUGACUCAGCCUUGCACAGAAUCAUUGAAGUUGUGGAUGCCAUCAUGACCACUGCUCAAAGCCAUCAGAGGACCUUUGUUCUAGAAGUUAUGGGAAGACACUGUGGGUAUCUAGCUCUUGUUAGUGCAUUAGCUUGUGGUGCAGAUUGGGUAUUUAUUCCGGAAUACCCCCCAGAAGAAGGAUGGGAGGAUCAGAUGUGUGUUAAGCUUUCUGAGAACCGUGCGCGAAAGAAAAGGCUGAAUAUAAUAAUUGUGGCAGAAGGUGCCAUUGAUUCUCACAACAAACCUAUAACUUCAGAAAAAGUUAAGGAUCUUGUGGUUCAGCAGCUGGGAUUUGACACUCGUGUGACUAUCCUGGGUCAUGUUCAAAGAGGUGGUACCCCUUCAGCUUUUGAUAGAAUUUUGGCAAGUCGUAUGGGCGUGGAAGCUGUCCUGGCCCUUCUAGAGGCUACACCAGAUACUCCUGCUUGUGUUGUGUCCUUGUCUGGGAAUCAAGCUGUCCGUCUGCCUUUAAUGGAGUGUGUGCAGAUGACUCAAGAAGUACAGAAAGCAAUGGAUGAAAGAAAGUUUUGUGAGGCUGUGAGACUUCGUGGAAGGAGCUUUGAAAACAACCUUAACACCUACAAAUUAUUGUCUCACAGAAAACCAGAUACAGAACUUCCAAAGGACGAUCUCUCAUGUAGUACUAAUUUUAAUGUGGCAGUUUUAAGUGGUGCCCCUGCAGCUGGUAUGAAUGCUGCUGUCCGGUCUGCAGUAAGAGUUGGCAUAACUGAAGGUCACAACAUGUUUGCUGUCAUCGAUGGAUUUGAAGGAUUUGCUAAUGGCCAGAUAAAGGAAAUCAGCUGGAGAGAUGUUGGCGGUUGGACUGGCCAAGGAGGGUCGCUUCUUGGCACAAAACGUACCCUCCCUGCAAAGUAUUUGGAGAAGAUUGCUGACCAGAUGCGCACUAAUAACAUCAACGCCCUUAUGGUUAUUGGUGGAUUUGAGGCCUACCUGGGACUUUUGGAAUUAUCAGCUGCCCGUGAGAAAUAUGACGAGUUCUGUGUUCCAAUGGUUAUGGUUCCUGCAACUGUAUCCAACAAUGUACCGGGUUCAGAUUUCAGCAUUGGUGCAGAUACUGCUCUGAACACUAUAACUGAUACAUGCGAUCGCAUCAAACAGUCAGCCAGUGGGACCAAGCGUCGUGUGUUCAUCAUUGAGACAAUGGGUGGCUACUGUGGUUACCUGGCCAAUAUGGGGGGCCUUGCUGCAGGGGCGGAUGCUGCUUAUAUCUUUGAAGAGAAGUUUGAUAUUCGAGAACUCCAGGCUAAUGUGGAGCAUUUGACCGAAAAGAUGAAAACCAGCAUCCAGCGUGGUCUAGUGCUGAGGAAUGAGAACAGCAAUGAGAAUUACACAACUGACUUUAUCUACCAGCUAUAUUCUGAGGAAGGAAAAGGGGUCUUCGAUUGCAGGAAGAAUGUAUUGGGCCACAUGCAGCAGGGUGGAGCACCUUCCCCAUUUGACAGGAACUUUGGGACAAAAGUCUCUGCAAAAGCUGUACAAUGGAUCUCAAAGAAACUAAGAGAAACAUACCGAAGAGGAAAAGUGUUUGCCAACACCGAGGACUCCGUUUGCUUGCUAGGUAUGCGCAGACGCAAUCUUAUUUUCCAACCUGUGGUUGAGCUUAAGGAUCAAGCAGAUUUUGUGCACAGAAUUCCUAAGGAACAGUGGUGGCUGAAACUUCGACCUCUGAUGAAAAUUCUGGCCAAAUACAAGACUAGCUAUGAUGUUUCUGAUUCAGGUCAACUAGAGCAUGUAGCUAGGCACAGUCCAAAAGAAGCAGAAACUGGAGCUAUCUAAGAGACCAUUAUUUUAGAUAAAGUUGUAAUAGACCUACGUUGUGCGUAACAAUGCUUUAGAAUGCUGAUUACAGCUUUGUUUGUAACAUUUAAAUUAUUGUACCAGCACUUUAUGUGAAUUCAGAAAUGCAAACAUCACAGGUUCCUUGCCCAGUAUUAUCCUAGGUUUAAAGCAAACCCUAGCAUCUAACUUACAAAACACCAAUUACCAGCCUGAUCCUUAAGUUUAACACAAUUCUAUGCACUCAUGUGAUAAGUCAUUCAUCUAGCGCACUUGAUCUCAGAGAUAGAGUCUAUACUCAGAAUACAUGUAGAAGGCUAGUUUUGUGUCAAGUUAGAGUGAAUUUAUGUAUCCAAAGUGGAAUAAAAUUAUUGUUGCAAACCA